Peronospora matthiolae is the source of this 2682-nucleotide messenger RNA. The record is from the annotation of a GenBank genome assembly. Lineage: Eukaryota; Oomycota; Peronosporomycetes; Peronosporales; Peronosporaceae.
AUGUCGUCCAACAACACCUCGGCCAGUGUCUCCAUCGAUAAGUUCGAUGGGGACAACUACUCAACCUGGUGUCGCUACAUGCGCGGCGUGUUUCUGACGAAGUCAGUCUGGUACGUCGUGAACCGCGAAACGUCUCCAACCUUCACCGACACGCGAGCUUCCGACGAGUACGUCAAGGCGAGCAACAUCGCGUUCGGGUUGAUGUUGCUCCACAUGGACGCCGACUACCACCAUGUGGUCGACAACUGUGAAGAAGCAUGGACAGCGUGGUCGCGGUUGAAGAUGCUCUAUGGUGGGUCGCAGAAGGCGGGACGCAUCUACCUCAAGCGCCAGCUGUUCAGCAUCAAGAUGGCGGAAGGUGCCAACGUCUUGCACCAUUGCAACGAAGUCUUGAACAUCGGCGCCAAGCUCAGCAGCAUCGGUGCCAAGAUGGAAGACGAAGACAUUGCGAUCUGCUUGCUGCUCAGUCUCCCGAAGAGUUUCGAGAACGUGGUUCUGAACUUGGAGAUGAGCAAUGCAGAGCUGCGCACGCAAGAUGUGGUCAAGGUGCUGGCUAACGAGCACAUCAAGAGACAAGGCGAGAAGAUGACAACGGCAACGACAACGGUGAAGACUGAAGAUGCGACAAAGGCAUUCAGUACCGAGCGCAAGCCCUACCAAUGCACAUACUGCGGCAAGGUGGGGCACACGGCAGAGCGUUGCUGGACGAAGCAAAAGGAUGAAAGUCGAGGAGCCCAACGCGGCGGCAAUGGUCGUGGACGCGGGGCAAACAAUGUCCAGUGGCGACAUUAUGAUGAAGGCAACAGCUACGAUCGAGUGGCGUUUGCAGUUUCGUUCGAAUGCGGAGUUUCGACGAACAAGAAUGGACCAGGAAUGUGGGCCGUUGACAGCGGGGCAACACAUCACAUCUGCCACGACAAGUUCAAGUUUGCAAGCUUGGUCGAAGGCAAUGAUGGCGAGAUCCUGGUGGCUGAUGGCAACAAGGCGGCCAUCAAAGGUGUGGGGACCAUCGUGGAAAAGGUGAUUCUGCCAAACGGGGAAGAGCGCGAGAUCGAGAUCAAGAACGCGCUCUAUGUGCCCAGCAUGAGCAAAAAUCUGCUCUCGGUGCCGCAGAUUAACAAGCACGGCAACUUCCAAGUGGUGUUUGACGGGGAUACGAUGUACGUCGCUCGCAAGGAUUCCAAUCAAGUGGUGGCAGCUGCGGAUCUUGUAGACGGACUCUACUGGCUUCGCACGACGCAGCGAUCGGCCAAUGCGACAUCACUCAGCAACGCUGUUGAUCUACAUGCGCGAAUGGGCCAUGCUCCAGUCGACGUGCUUCGCAGGAUGGUGACAAGUCACAUGAUCAAGGACGCUCACAUCCCUUCCAAGCCGAAUGGAUCAAGUGAGUGUCGAGGAUGCCAAGAAGGGAAGAUGGUCCAAAAACCAUUCCCGAGCAACCGUGACAAGCGCACCUACAACACCUUCGAGAUGCUCCACUUCGACAUCUUCGGACCCAUGGAAGAAAAAUCUCUGGGUGGCAGCAAGUAUCUGCUGCUGAUCGUGGAUGAAGCCAGCGGAUGCAUGAAGGGUUUUUGUCUGCAUUCCAAGUCAGAGAGCGAAGAGUGCAUCAAGAAGUACAUCACGAUGAUACAGACGCAGUUCAACAAGAAGGUCAAAUUUGUGCGACACGAUGGAGCCCGCGAGUUUGCGACGAACUCGCUUCAAGAUUUCUACGAAGUCGAAGGCAUCGAGCAACAAACCACGGUGCCAUACGCACAUCAAGCCAAUGGAACUGCUGAACGCGCGAUUCGAACUAUCGUCACCAUCGGUCGUAGCAUGCUCCAUCAUGCCAAGUUGGACAAGUGCUUCUGGGCUGAAGCGGCAAUGACGGCCGUCUAUGUGAAGAACCGUUUGCCGUCACCCAAGAUUCCACACAAGACACCGUUCGAGAUUGUCUACAAUUCUAAGCCAAGUGUCAAGCACAUGCGCGUUUUUGGGUGCCAAGCAUACAUCUUGACCCCGAAGGAGAAACGACUCAAGUGGGAUCCCAAGGCCCGGGCUGGAUUGUUUUUGGGCUACGAAGAAGUGUCCAAGGCGUAUCGAGUUUAUGACAUCGAAGCGGGGCAGGUGAUGAUAAGUCGCGAUGUCAACUUCGAUGAGUCGGCCUUAGGAAUGUCGAUGCUGAUUUCCGAUGACGAUGUUGAUGGCCUGGACUUCGAAUCGAUCGAUCUUGAUGAUGAAGAACCGCGUCCGAGACACUUCAAACAAACAGGAAAGCGCAAGGCCCAACCCAGUCACGACAAUGACGACGCAAGCAUGCCCCGAGCAGUGCGCCAACGACCCGGAUUGGAAGAGUCAAGUGCGCCGGAUGACCUCUCUUCACGUCGAGCCAACGAAGAUGAAGAAAGGAAGUCGGAGGAACAACAUGACACACCGACUUCCUCCGCGUUUUGGCAUGCGAGUGCAAACGCCGUCGAAGCAGCGGUCGAUUUUUCGGAGCCGUCGACAUUUGAAGAAGCAGUGUCUGGCCCGGACCAAGUACACUGGCGCAAGGCAAUUGAUGCGGAGCUCGAUUCGAUGAAGCUUCGCGGUGUCUUUCGUGCGGCCAAGUUACCCAACGGACAAAGCGCCAUUGGCACAAAGUGGGUCUUCAAGAUCAAGCGCAAGGCGGAUGGGUUGUUGAAAAGACAGCGGCUGUGA